Molecule: messenger RNA, 2088 nt
Organism: Gossypium raimondii (Peruvian cotton)
Lineage: Eukaryota; Viridiplantae; Streptophyta; Magnoliopsida; Malvales; Malvaceae
Product: nucleobase-ascorbate transporter 6
Exons: 15
Coding region: 270-1865 (531 amino acids)
Biological process (GO): transmembrane transport
Cellular component (GO): membrane; plasmodesma
Molecular function (GO): transmembrane transporter activity
Source: RefSeq, a predicted model, not a curated record
CUCUCUUUACCUUGUCUGUAUGCAAUUUGAGUGAAGUUUCUACCAUAUUUCUGCUUUAAUUAUUAGAGAUGCAAAAACCAAAAAACAAUGAAUGAAUGUUAUGUUAGCUAAAUUGUUUUCCUUUAAACGUGUACUUAAGAAUCCGUAGUUUCCUGAAAACAUAACAGGAAAAAAAAAAUUCUGCUUCAUAUAUAUAAGAAGGGAAAAGAAAAAAAAGAGAAAGAAAGCUUAGCGUACAAAAGAGAAAAGGAGAGUGAAAGAGAGAGAUCAUGGCAGCGGGAGGAGCUCCAGCAAAAGCAGUUGAGCCACAACCACAUCCACCGAAAGAACAGUUGCCCAACAUUUCUUAUUGCAUUACGAGUCCACCUCCAUGGCCCGAGGCUAUCCUUCUUGGUUUUCAGCAUUAUCUUGUGAUGCUUGGCACAAUAGUGAUCAUUCCCUCUUCUCUUGUUCCCCAGAUGGGAGGUGGAAAUGAGGAGAAAGCAAAGGUGAUCCAGACACUACUCUUUGUUGCUGGUUUGAACACAUUGUUGCAGUCACUGUUUGGGUCUAGAUUGCCUGCUGUGAUUGGAGGGUCCUAUACCUUUGUCCCAACAACAAUUUCUAUAAUCCUUGCUGGUCGGUUCAGUGACACUUCAGAUCCUGUUGAGAGAUUUAAAAGGAUAAUGCGGGCAAUUCAGGGUUCCCUCAUUGUUGCUUCAACUCUUCAGAUUGUCCUUGGCUUCAGUGGCCUUUGGCGUAAUGUUACUAGGUUUUUAAGUCCACUUUCAGUUGUUCCUUUGGUAUCCCUAGUUGGUUUUGGGCUUUAUGAGUUUGGGUUUCCUGGGGUUGCCAAAUGUGUGGAGAUUGGACUGCCUCAGUUGAUUCUUGUAGUAUUUGUCUCUCAGUACAUGCCUCAUGUGAUAAAAUCUGGGAAACAUGUGUUUGAUCGUUUUGCUGUCAUAUUUACAGUGGUGAUUGUUUGGAUUUAUGCUCAUUUACUCACUGUGGGUGGUGCUUAUAAUGGUAAAGCACAAAAAACACAAUUAAGCUGCCGCACUGACCGUGCUGGUCUAAUAGAUGCUGCUCCAUGGAUAAGAGUUCCUUAUCCCUUUCAAUGGGGAGCACCUUCAUUUGAUGCUGGUGAAGCCUUUGCUAUGAUGAUGGCUUCUUUUGUUGCUCUUGUAGAGUCCACGGGGGCUUUUAUUGCGGUGUCAAGAUAUGCUAGCGCAACUCCAAUGCCACCAUCUAUUCUUAGCCGUGGUGUUGGUUGGCAGGGUGUUGCGAUUUUGCUCUCAGGGUUGUUUGGAACUGUCAAUGGAUCCUCGGUAUCUGUAGAAAAUGCUGGUCUUUUAGCCUUAACACGAGUUGGCAGCCGAAGGGUUGUCCAAAUCUCAGCUGGAUUUAUGAUUUUCUUCUCCAUUCUUGGAAAAUUCGGAGCCGUCUUUGCUUCAAUUCCAGCACCCAUUAUUGCUGCUUUGUACUGCCUAUUCUUUGCUUAUGUUGGUGCUGGAGGUCUUAGUUUUCUUCAGUUCUGCAACCUGAACAGCUUCCGUACGAAGUUUAUAUUAGGCUUCUCUGUUUUUAUGGGCUUAUCCGUGCCACAGUACUUCAAUGAGUAUACUGCAAUCAAUGGCUAUGGUCCUGUUCACACAGGCGCAAGAUGGUUCAACGACAUUGUAAAUGUGCCUUUAUCAUCCGAAGCAUUUGUGGCAGGUUGCUUGGCAUAUUUCCUUGAUAACACUUUACAUCGAAAGGACAGCGCAAUCAGGAAGGACAGAGGUAAGCAUUGGUGGGACAAAUUCCGGUCAUUUAAGGGCGAUUCAAGGAGUGAAGAAUUCUAUUCCCUCCCCUUCAAUCUAAACAAAUAUUUCCCAUCUGUGUGACGAUAUCAAGUAAUUUAUCCCUUUUGUGGAUCACAUCGUACUAUCACCAACCAGUGCUUCCCUGUUGUGAAUUGUAUUACCACACGCUAUAGCCGUACAACAUAGUGUUUCCCUUAAUAGGAGACUUUAGAAUAUUUAUUGAAUUGUUUCGUUUUGUUAAUUUCUGCUGUAAAUCUUAUGGAGACAUGCGGAUUUGAAGUAGCAAUGAAGCAGUUUUAAUGCC